Messenger RNA from Salvia splendens (bonfire salvia), 683 nucleotides. Its product is annotated as calcineurin subunit B. The coding region runs from base 202 to 492 and encodes 96 amino acids. The record is from RefSeq and is a predicted model, not a curated record. The transcript is spliced from 5 exons. Gene Ontology annotation, molecular function: calcium ion binding. NCBI's taxonomy places the organism in Eukaryota, Viridiplantae, Streptophyta, Magnoliopsida, Lamiales, Lamiaceae.
UCAACUUUCAUAACGAUAAUUGAUAAACAUCAAAUUCCUCGCCACCUCCAACAAAACUUGCUUUUUUGGCUGCGGUGAUGACUAAGCAAUCUCAAUCCUCUUUCCCUUUUCAAUCCCACCAAAUUUCUCGGCAUCACACUCGUCACUCUUUAAGUCUUAUCCCUCACUCAAUCUCAGGUUGAUUUAUACUAGUUUUCAGCAAUGGGGAGUGCGCUAUCGGUGUUCACUCAGUAUGAUAUUGAAGAAGUUCAAGAACACUGUAAUCAUCUAUUUACUCAACAAGAGAUAGUGUCUCUUUACAAGAGAUUUUACCAACUAGAUAGGAAUUCCAAAGGCUUCAUAUCAAGUGAUGAGUUCUUGUCAGUACCUGAGUUUGCUAUGAAUCCACUUUCUCAGGAGGUUCUUAGUCAGCUGUUGCAAGAAGCAGGUUACACAAAGAGUCGUCUCUUAUGUUGGACGACUCCAUCAAGAUACUGGAUCAUCAAGGUUUGAAGAUGGAGGUAGAAAUCCCAGUGGACUAGCCUAGUCAAAGCUACUCAUCUUCAUCGUCCAUUGAAAAUGCAGCAACUUGUAUAUGUGCACAAAUGCAAUACUGCAGUUUUAUUAAACCUUUGAAGAAAAAUCUUCAAUAAACAGAGCAAAUAGGAGACAUGUAUAUCUAAAUAAAUCUUUAUCUUUGCCGA